This is a messenger RNA of Cylindrotheca closterium, 663 nucleotides long. Lineage: Eukaryota; Bacillariophyta; Bacillariophyceae; Bacillariales; Bacillariaceae. The record is from the annotation of a GenBank genome assembly.
AUGGUUAACGCAAUCCCCGAAAAAGUAAAGGCAUGCCUUGGAGAGCUGACUCCGGCCCAACAAGUUACCCUUCGUGGCUACAUUGGAACCCUUCGUGCCGAAGUCAAGGAAUUGGAAGAGAGCCUUCGCACCGUGAAUGACCCAGAUCCCCAUGCUCAUUACCAUGGGCAUGAAAAGUGCACUGCCGAUCACGGGCAUGACUCUCACGAUCAUGCUGAAAAAGAUCAUGGAGGACAUGAUCAUGGACAUGGACACGGCGGCCACAAGGAGGAAACAAAGGAAAGUCAUGGACAUGAUCACUCGCACGGUCACGCGCACAAGGAGGAACCAAGCUGUGGUCACGAUCACAAGGAGGGAGAAAGCUGCAGUGGUCACGAUCACGGUCAUGGCCACGCGGAAGAGAAGAAGGAAAAGAGUGGCCACGAUCAUUCUCACGGACAUGCACACAAGGAAGAAAAGAUGGAAAAAAGUGGUGGUCAUGAUCAUGGACACUCUCACCAUGCAGAAGGAAAAUCUCACGACCACAAGGAGGAAAAGACAAUCCCCGCUUGGAAGAAGCGUGCCAUGGAGGCUGCAGCCGCUGACCCCACUGCCGCACCCUUUGGCGGCAGCUGGAAUACCGAGACUUCGGUCAAUGCCUCUGCCAACAAGAUGGAAGAGUAA